Molecule: messenger RNA, 1644 nt
Organism: Eurytemora carolleeae
Lineage: Eukaryota; Metazoa; Arthropoda; Copepoda; Calanoida; Temoridae
Product: sex-determining protein fem-1
Exons: 11
Coding region: 139-1134 (331 amino acids)
Cellular component (GO): nucleus; cytoplasm
Molecular function (GO): protein binding
Source: RefSeq, a predicted model, not a curated record
AAAUUUAACACUUUGACCGUUGUCUUGCAUGUCGUUAUUAGAACCAUUCCUUCGAAGGAAUCUGUAAAUAUGCACUAGCAAAUUCAUGUUUCUCUUUCCAGUGAAACCAGAUGUAAAAAAAACACACUUUUAGUUAAAAUGGGGAGGUUAAGCGAAUCAGUGGAAAUAAGUGUUUCUCCAAUCUUAAGUGUUAACUCUCCUUAUCCAUUAUCCCCUAAACCUAGAACACGAGCACCUCUAGUCCUCCACACAUUAACCAAUCAGAUAUCAGCUGAACCAACCCCAAAAUCAAUCAAUCACACUGAAUACAGAAAGUCGUCUUCUUUACUGCCUGAAAUCCGUCCCAUUGCGAAAUUACGAUGCUGUGAUCUUAUAAGAGCAAUUCAAUUAGGAGACAUAUGUACAGUACGACAGUAUGUAAGAGCGGACAAAAAGAACAUAAACUCGUGUUGGAACGGUACAACUCCUCUACUCACUGCUAUCCGAGUACAUAAUGCAGAAAUUGUUGAGGUUCUAUUGGAGUAUGGAGCUGACAUUAACCAAAAAUUAUCUAGAAACGGUUUAAGCCUUGAGCCCCCGCUGGUUUUCUGUAUUAGGAUUGGUUCAGAUUGUGUACUACAGAAACUAAUUCAAAAUAAACAUAUUGAUCUUAAUAUCAUAUAUAAAGAUAAAUCAGCUUUAGAAUAUGGAGUGGAAGAAAAUAAACCUUUAGCAGUCUCUAGGUUGAUUAGUAAAGGUGUUUGUAUACCUGGAGGUCUACUGAGCAGUGCUAUAAAAAGAUCUGGAUAUAUUAAUGGUCAGGAGAUUGCAUUUAUUCUAAUCAAAGCUGGAGCUAGGGUGCAGGAAAUUGACAAAGAAGGUCGCACCGCUUUACACUGGGCUGUUUAUGUUGGAAAUAUUGAGUUGGUGGAUACAUUAUUGAGACAAGGUUCAAAUCCACGAGAUAUAGGAUACAGUAUACUCAACAAUACACUCCCCUGUAUCAGAGAAAAGAUAGUUGAAAGUCGGAGAACAGUUUUCCGUCUAUCAGACUUGGCAAGGUUCCAAGUUGUAAAUCUUCUGGGUUUUGACGGAACCUACUCUAAUAAUAUCUCUAAAUUAGAUUAUCCAACCAGUCUAAUAUCUCUAAAUUAGAUAAUCCAACCAGUCAAUAUCUCAACAUUAAAUUAUCCAACCAGUUUAUAUAAAUCUAAAAUAGAAUAUCCAACCAGUUUAAUAUCUCUAAAUUAGAUUAUCUAACCAGUCAUAAUAUCUCUAAACCUGAUUAUCUAACCAGUCUUAUUAUCUCUAAAUUAGAUAAUCCAACCCCUCAAUAUCUCAACAUUAAAUUAUCCAACCAGUCUAAUAUCUCUAAAUUAAAAUAUCCAACCAGUUUAUAUAUCUCUAAAUUAGAAUAUCCAUUAUCCAACCAAUCAUAAUAUCUCUAAAUUAGAUUAUCUAAUUAGUCUAAUAUAUCUACAUUAGAAUAUCCAACCAUUCUCUUAUAAAAUAUUGGUAUGAUGAUGUUACAAGCUAACUAAACACUGAACAGGAACACGAGAAAGAAAACUAAUGAGAGCUAGCAUCAAUGUACCACUAUUUUGUGUCAAAUUGUUCAGCAGUGUAUUUUUUUGUAUUUUUUGUGUAAUAAAUCUCUGUUUCGUA